CAAAAAAAGCAGAUAGCAUGUAAAUGCAUGCAAAAAUCACAUUUUCUACUCAUGAUUAACUGUAUUAUUAUCAAGAGCGUACUUUAAUUUUGUUGUGUAUCAAAACCUCAUCACAAUGGCGAAUAGUGAAGUAUCAGCCGAAGUCAACGAAGCCGGAGAGAAGGUGGUAACACAGGAGGACAUAGAGGCUGCAGAAAAACUCAAAAACGAAGCAAAUACCUUCUUUAAAAAUCAACAUUAUAAUGAAGCUAUUGAGUUGUAUUCGAAAGCAAUAGAGAAGAACCCAAAAAGCGCCGUAAUGUAUGCAAAUAGGAGUAUAGCUAAUAUGAGAAUGGAAAACUUUGGCUAUGCUUUAAGUGAUGCAUCCAAAGCAAUAGAACUAGACAGGACUUAUACUAAAGCAUACUACAGACGAGCAGCCGCUUAUAUGUCUUUAGGAAAGUACAAACUAGCUCUUAAGGACUUUGAAUUUGUUACUCAAGCAAGGCCUAAUGAUCAAGAUGCAAAGAUGAAAUACAAUGAAUGCAAUAAAAUUGUUAAGAAAAUAGCAUUUGAGAAAGCCAUAUCCGUUGAUAAGAAGGAAGUCAAUAUUGCUGAUUCCAUUAAUUUAGAUUCUAUGACAAUUGAGGAAGAAUACACGGGCCCCAGCUUAGAAGAUGGUAAAGUCACACUUAAGUUUGUGACUGACCUAAUGGAACAUUACGUAGCCCAGAAGAAACUACAUAGAAAAUAUGCCUACAAGAUCCUUAUAGAUGUAAAAGCAUACCUGAUGAAGCAACCUUCACUAGUAGACAUAAAUGUACCAGAGGACCAGAAGUUUACAGUUUGUGGAGACAUCCACGGCCAGUUUUACGAUCUUAUGAACAUUUUCAAAUUGAACGGUCUACCGUCUCCACAGAAUCCAUACCUGUUUAACGGUGAUUUUGUUGAUCGGGGAUCUUUCAGUGUAGAAUGUAUAUUCACACUGUUCAGCUUUAAAUUGUUAUAUCCGGAUCACUUUUUCAUGUCCAGAGGGAACCACGAGACCUUAGACAUGAACAGGGUGUAUGGUUUCCGAGGGGAAGUGACCUCCAAGUACACCUCACAGAUGGCAGAUCUCUUCACCGAGGUAUACAACUGGCUACCGCUCGCCCACUGCAUAAACAACAGAGUGCUAGUCAUGCACGGCGGGCUGUUCUCCAAAGAUGAUGUCAUGUUGGACGACAUUAGGAAGGUGGAGAGAAAUCAGCAGCCGCCUGAGGAUGGUAUAAUGUGCGAGUUGCUCUGGUCUGACCCUCAACCUAUGGCCGGUCGGGCGCCGUCCAAGCGUGGCGUCGGCUGCCAGUUCGGCCCCGACGUCACCGCCAACUUCCUGCAGCGGAACCGCCUGGACUACAUCAUCAGGAGCCACGAGGUUAAGAACGACGGGUACGAGGUGGCGCACGACGGCAAGUGCAUCACGGUGUUCUCCGCGCCCAACUACUGUGACACAAUGGGUAACCUCGGCGCUUUCAUCACGAUGAACGGCAAGGACCUCACACCUAACUUCACUACUUAUAAAGCGGUGCCACAUCCGGACGUGCAGCCGAUGGCAUAUGCGCACUCCUUCCUCAACAUGAUGUGCCAAUGAUCCGCAUGGCAAUAGACCACAGGUCUACGAUGUAAAAUAAACACUAGAUAGACUAACUAGGUAAAAUAAUUAGGUGCGCAAUAUUCUAAAACCUGUAAGGACGGUAAUCACAGUAUAAAUGCAUACAGUAGAGUUACAGUGUCCUUGAAAUCAUACUGACUCGAUACUGCAGUAUUUUGCUACUGUAGGCUAGAAGUUCAAGAAGAGAACUCCGUCUUAAAAGGCCGGCAACUCUUCUGAUGUUGGGAGGGUUCAUGGGCGACGGCAGUUGAUUUCCAUCAGGUAACCCGUUUACUCGUUUGCCGCUUAAAUAAUAAAAAUGCUAGUCCGAUUCAGGCUGACUUGUAUGAACAGUCUGUAUCUACUGUAUAAUAUAUUUAUACUGUGGUAGUGUCUUAUUAAGUUUUUAAUCGAACUAGAUAUUGCUUGAGGCACGCAGGGUAUUGUCACAUGCAGGUUGUAUAGCAAUAAGACUAUAGUCUACUCUCGUUCACAAGACAGUAGAGAGGGAUAAAUCACUCAAUUUAUGUCAUUCAAACCAUUUUUUAAAGAGUAAAAUUGGCUUACUUUAGUAUUAAAAUGCUUACAGUAUUCCAAGGCUUUAAAUGAAUGUGUCAGUGGGCGCUGCUGGUA
Molecule: messenger RNA, 2242 nt
Organism: Aricia agestis (brown argus)
Lineage: Eukaryota; Metazoa; Arthropoda; Insecta; Lepidoptera; Lycaenidae
Gene: PpD3
Product: serine/threonine-protein phosphatase 5
Exons: 9
Coding region: 116-1609 (497 amino acids)
Cellular component (GO): cytosol; nucleus
Molecular function (GO): protein serine/threonine phosphatase activity; protein binding
Source: RefSeq, a predicted model, not a curated record